This is a messenger RNA of Lactuca sativa (garden lettuce), 1966 nucleotides long. Its product is annotated as nuclear transport factor 2. The record is from RefSeq and is a predicted model, not a curated record. Lineage: Eukaryota; Viridiplantae; Streptophyta; Magnoliopsida; Asterales; Asteraceae. Gene Ontology annotation, cellular component: ribonucleoprotein complex; cytosol. Gene Ontology annotation, molecular function: mRNA binding.
CCCUGGAAACCCUUUCCCACACUUCCCCUUUACCUUGUACGUACUUGCGUUCGCCUUCGCCUCUCCAAGAUCCGUCAAAGGACACAAACAAACCCUAAAGCGCACACACAUAGGAAAUAUAUUAACAGAGAAAGGGAUCAGAGAUUCUUUCUCAAUCUCUUUCCUCAUCUCGCAUCACUGCUCAACGAAAUCCAGGGUUUUGAUUUAAUUUACAAUGGCGGCUCCGGCAGCGACACCGCAGCAACCUGUUUCUGCUCAAGUUGUUGGCAAUGCUUUUGUUCAGCAAUAUUAUCAUAUACUACACCAGUCUCCUGGUUUAGUUUAUCGAUUCUAUCAGGAUAUCAGUAAACUUGGGCGCCCUGAGGAAGAUGGUUCCAUGAGCAUAACCACUACCAUGGAUGCUAUCAAUACUAAAAUACUAUCUCUUAACUAUGAUGAGAUCAGGGCUGAGAUUAAAUCCAUUGAUGCACAGGAAUCUUUAGAUGGUGGUGUCAAUGUUUUAGUCACUGGAUACCUGACUGGAAAGGACAAUAUUGUCCGAAAUUUUACUCAAUCUUUCUUCCUCGCACCACAAGACAAAGGCUACUUUGUGUUAAAUGAUAUGUUUCGUUACAUGGAGAAUGCCAUUAAUAAUGAAGUAAACAAUGCUCUUACUGAGGAUGUUGAGGCUCCUACUAAUCCUGAGCAAGUGCCAAAAAGUGUUCCUGUGGUUGAAGAUCCUGUCCCUGAAGAGGCUGUUGUAUUGGCGGAGGAAUCUGAAGGGGAAGUGGUGUUUCAUCCACCGGAAGCUGUGGAGGUUGCUGCUGCUGCUGUGGAGGUGGAGGAGGAGGAGGAGCCGGUUGCGGAGGUUGUUGAUGAAGCGCAGGAGGUUUCACAGCUGGUUGUUGAAUCCAACACCAAAAUUGAAGAAGUUCCAAAGAAGUCAUAUGCUUCUAUUGUAAUGGAUCUGAAGCAGAGUGAUGUGCCUUUCUCAUCCCCACCACCAUCUGCUCCAAGGAAACCUCAGCCAAGGAUUCAAGAGCAUCAGGUGAAUAAUGCUCAGCCAAUUGCUUCAGUCACUGAGUCAGCUGCUUCUAAUGUUGAUGCUGUUGAAAAUGGCAUUCAUGAGGAAGAAGCUGAUGGGUAUUCGAUCUACAUCAAGGGUCUGCCUAUGAGUGCCACACCUGCUAUGCUGGAUGAGGAGUUCAAGAAGUUUGGUCCUAUUAAGACCAAUGGCAUUCAAGUUCGAAGCAACAGGCAACAGGGAUUCUGUUUUGGUUUUGUUGAAUUUGAGAUGCCUGAAGCUGUUCAAAAGGCCAUUGAGGGUUCACCUGUUGCUAUUGGUGGACGCAAUGCUGUUGUUGAGGAAAAACGAUCCACAAACUCUAAAGGAGGAGCACGGGGAAGGUUUCCGAUUGGAAGGGGGGCUGGAGGAGGAGGAUUCAGGAACGAUGGAAUGAGAGGGGGCCGUGGAAACUUUAAUGGUGGUGGUGUUGGUGGCGGAAGAGGCUACAAUCGGAGCGGUGAGUUUGGUGGUGGGAGGAACGAUUAUGGCAACAGAGGCGGCGGACGUGGAGGAGCACCGGCAAACCGUGGUGGUGGUGGUGGUGGAGAUGGAUAUCAGAGAGAGCGUAUGAACCGGGGGAAUGGGAUGGCUGUUAACGGAACAGCCAAGAACAUGGCACCACGGGUUCCUGCUACUGCUUGAAUUAGUGAGUGAGGCAUCAUAUGAUAUGAUGAUGGUUUUGUUCGAGAUUGGUAGGGGAAGGGGGAUAAAAAAACAAGACUUGAUUGAUUUAAUUAGUUGGGAAAUUUUUGUCUACGAUAGAAAAAGCAUGGGUUGGGUCGGGUUUUUGGUCAUUAUUUAUGUUGUGUAGUAUAGUUGCCCCAGCUAUUUUAUUUGUAUUCUUUCUUUUUAUUUUUCUUCCUUGGAACAUGGAAUUUCGAACUGGAUUUUGGUAGAGUAGAGAUGAUUUUAUUGUGCCUA